Molecule: messenger RNA, 1437 nt
Organism: Aspergillus tanneri
Lineage: Eukaryota; Fungi; Ascomycota; Eurotiomycetes; Eurotiales; Aspergillaceae
Gene: gel6
Product: putative 1,3-beta-glucanosyltransferase
Exons: 3
Coding region: 1-1437 (478 amino acids)
Biological process (GO): fungal-type cell wall (1->3)-beta-D-glucan biosynthetic process
Cellular component (GO): fungal-type cell wall; cytoplasm
Molecular function (GO): 1,3-beta-glucanosyltransferase activity
Source: RefSeq, a predicted model, not a curated record
AUGGUCUUGUCACCAAGAUUUUGGUCUACAGCCUGUCUGCUUUUAGGUAGCUUGCAUGCCCGGAUUGUGGAUGCCAUUCAGACCGUCUCUGCGGUUGGUUCUAAGUUCUUCUAUGAGGAUGGCACCCAGUACUUUCUCAAAGGCGUGGCCUAUCAGCUUGUUCCCGAAGAUCCUUUGGUUGAUACGGCUCAAUGCCAGCAUGAUAUCGAACGCAUGGCGGAGUUGGGCACGAACGCCAUCCGCGUCUAUCACGUCGAUCCCGAUGCCAACCACGAUGGCUGCAUGAACGCGCUCGCAGAUGCGGGCAUCUACUUGUUCGUAGAUCUCGACACGUUCGACACCUCCAUCCAACCGGUCCGUCGUAUCCGUCCUGACGACCCGCAAUGGACCGAGUCCCAGUUCGACCGCUACAAAGCUGUGUUGGAUGAGUUUCAGAGGUACAGCAACACGGCCGGUGUCUUCGUUGGCAACGAAGUCCUGACCACCUCGGAAAACUCAGCUGCCGCGUCGUACGUUCUCGCCGCAGCCCGGGAUAUAAAGUCCUACCGCAGUAAAAAAGGAUACCGCCAGAUUCCAGUAGGUUAUUCGGCCGCUGACGUCGCUGAGCUGCAACCCAUGCUGCAGAAUUACCUCGCGUGUCGUCCGGAUCCAGAAGAGCGAUUGGAUUUCUUCGCUCUGAAUGCCUACGAAUGGUGUGGACCGUCCUCCUACGAGGAGUCCGGCUACAAGCAUCUCCAGAACCAAGCCCACAACUAUCCCAUCCCCAUCUUUUUCUCUGAGACUGGUUGCAAUGUAGCUCGUCCACGAACUUUCGAAGACCAGGCUGCCAUAUUCGGUGAUGAUAUGUCCGAGACCUGGUCGGGCUCCAUUGUCUACGAGUGGAUCGAAGAAACAAACGACUACGGCCUGAUCAGUUAUGGUGCCACGGUCUCGCAUGACGCCGUCCAUGCAGCCAAACCCAUGGUCCAAGAUGGGUUCACUCGCCAAGGUGUACCGACUCCUAUAUCCCCUGAUUUCGAUAAUUUGAAAUCCCAGUGGGCUUCGCUCACGCCUACCGGCAUCGCACUCUCCGAUUACAUCAAGUCCAUCUCGACUAUCUCCCCACCCAAGUGUCCAUCCUCAACGCCUGGUGGAUGGUCCGUAGAUCCCAGCGCGCCUCUUCCUACUCUCCAGCAGAGUUAUCAGCAAGCGCUGCCUACAUCGACAACCGGCCACCGAUCAGGUGAUGCCGGCUCGGAACCCGCCGCCAAAUCCGGAUCCGUCACUGCAUCGUCCAGAUUGGGCUCACCGAGUGCGUCGGCUUCUGCCACUUAUUUCAACUACACCCUCAGCAACGCUGGUAACCCCGUUUCUGUUCCUAGGCUAAAUGGUUUUGAUCGGCUUGCAGAUGGGAUAUUGAUGUUCAGUGCAUUUGCCGUUUUGGCGGUGUGCUUGUGA